Messenger RNA from Racocetra fulgida, 366 nucleotides. The record is from the annotation of a GenBank genome assembly. NCBI's taxonomy places the organism in Eukaryota, Fungi, Glomeromycota, Glomeromycetes, Diversisporales, Gigasporaceae.
AUGAGAUCACUUUCUAUUGAGCACAUCCGCCAUCCUCAUACUGCUGAAAAUAUCGGUGAUAAUAUUUCUUUCUUGGACGAAUUAGAAUUACGUGAUAAGAUUUUCACAUAUCAAUUAUUACCAGAGGAAAUAAAUGUUGAAAGUAUAGAAGAUGUUUUUACAGAACUCGAAAUUUGUGAUGAUAGUGAUAUGUAUAAAAAGAUAGAUUUAGACAAGCCUAUGCAAAUAUCUAGAGUUUUGGAAAGGCUAAAAAAACUUUGUAUCGUGCCAUGUGUUUUUACUGAAAAAAAGAUAAUAUCGAAUCCUAUUUGUCUUCCUCGUAUUAAAAAGUUUGAUUUUGCACCUGACAAGAUUAAACAGAUUUAA